Messenger RNA from Gorilla gorilla gorilla (western lowland gorilla), 1373 nucleotides. It is a transcript of the gene APOH, whose product is annotated as apolipoprotein H. Lineage: Eukaryota; Metazoa; Chordata; Mammalia; Primates; Hominidae. Bases 236 to 1273 code for a protein of 345 amino acids. The record is from RefSeq and is a predicted model, not a curated record. The transcript is spliced from 9 exons.
AGUUUUCUGUGUCUGAACACAGCCUAAUUCAAUUACACUUCAGCUGUGUCACUAGCAGGUCAGGCUAAACUUGUGGUUGAUGGAAACAUCUGGAACUUCUUCAAGCUGAUGCUGCUUCCUCCUCCACUUCACCUGCAUGCUGAGAUUUGCAGUGAUCUUGUGAAAUGUAUCCUGUGGUUUCCGGCUGAAGUGCAGACGAAAACCACUUUGGUAGUGCCAGUGUGACUCAUCCACAAUGAUUUCUCCAGUGCUCAUCUUGUUCUCGAGUUUUCUCUGCCAUGUUGCUAUUGCAGGACGGACCUGUCCCAAGCCAGAUGAUUUACCGUUUUCCACAGUGGUCCCACUAAAAACAUUCUAUGAGCCAGGAGAAGAGAUUACGUAUUCCUGCAAGCCGGGCUAUGUGUCCCGGGGAGGGAUGAGAAAGUUUAUCUGCCCUCUCACAGGACUGUGGCCCAUCAACACUCUGAAAUGUACACCCAGAGUAUGUCCUUUUGCUGGAAUCUUAGAAAAUGGAGCAGUACGCUAUACGACUUUUGAAUAUCCCAACACGAUCAGUUUUUCUUGUAACACUGGGUUUUAUCUGAAUGGCGCUGAUUCUGCCAAGUGCACUGAGGAAGGAAAAUGGAGCCCGGAGCUUCCUGUCUGUGCUCCCAUCACCUGCCCUCCACCAUCCAUACCUACGUUUGCAACACUUCGUGUUUAUAAGCCAUCAGCUGGAAACAAUUCCCUCUAUCGGGACACAGCAGUUUUUGAAUGUUUGCCACAACAUGCGAUGUUUGGAAAUGAUACAAUUACCUGCACGACACAUGGAAAUUGGACUAAAUUACCAGAAUGCAGGGAAGUAAAAUGCCCAUUCCCAUCAAGACCAGACAAUGGAUUUGUGAACUAUCCUGCAAAACCAACACUUUAUUACAAGGAUAAAGCCACAUUUGGCUGCCAUGAUGGAUAUUCUCUGGAUGGCCCGGAAGAAAUAGAAUGUACCAAACUGGGAAACUGGUUUGCCAUGCCAAGUUGUAAAGCAUCUUGUAAAGUACCUGUGAAAAAAGCCACUGUGGUGUACCAAGGAGAGAGAGUAAAGAUUCAGGAAAAAUUUAAGAAUGGAAUGCUACAUGGUGAUAAAGUUUCUUUCUUCUGCAAAAAUAAGGAAAAGAAGUGUAGCUACACAGAGGAUGCUCAGUGUAUAGAUGGCACUAUCGAAGUCCCCAAAUGCUUCAAGGAACACAGUUCUCUGGCUUUUUGGAAAACUGAUGCAUCCGAUGUAAAGCCAUGCUAAGGUGGUUUUCAGAUUCCACAUAAAAUGUCACACUUGUUUCUUGUUCAUCCAAGGAACCUAAUUGAAAUUUAAAAAUAAAGCUACUGAAUUUAUUGCCGCA